GCAUCGUGUACUAGCGACACAGUUUCUUCUCGGUACUUGAAUCCGGUCACGACGUAUACUUACUUUCGUAUAGACGGUUUACUAGGGCGAGGAUCUAAGAAUUGGAAGAGACAAGGAACACCGAACGAAUCGACGACAAACCUAGCUGUUAGCAACCCUUAAGUCGCCUGGAUAAAAGAACGCACGGAGAAGUAUCAUGGGAGACACCAAUAACUGGCAAGCGCCUAAACCGGCGGCACCUAGCGAGGAAGUAUACACGACAUCUUCCUCGCCAUCGUUCCAAGAGAGAGAAAAGGGCAGCGCACCGAAUGCCGAUGCGUCAGUACUAGUAGCGCUAGAUGAGAAGAUUCCAGACGCGGCGGUAACGACAGACUCCCUGACGUCGGAGCACACGCUGAUAGACGGAGCCGAGAAUAAUGAAUACGUCACGGGGUACAAGCUCGCACUCCUGCUGUUCAGCGUCACGACCUUUUUCUUCUUGCUCAUGCUGGACAUGUCGAUCAUCAGUACGGCUGUACCGCAGAUCACGUCGGAUUUCCAUAGUUUACCGGAUAUUGGAUGGUAUAGCGGUGCUUAUCAACUAGCUGGUGCCACGCUCCAGCCCCUGACGGGGAAGCUGUAUGCCCGUGUUAGCGCAAAAUGGGUGUUCCUGUUCUUCUUUUUCAUCUUCGAAGUUGGUUCCCUGAUAUGCGCCGUCUCCCAGUCUUCGGCCAUGUUCAUCAUCGGUCGAGCUGUUGCCGGUGUGGGUAGUUCGGGACUCCAGAACGGCUCGUUGACUGUUAUUGCUGGUGCCGCGCCUUUGGAUAAGCAGCCGAUGUAUGUGGCUUAUAUGAUGGCCUUUGGUCAGAUCGGCCUUAUUGCUGGUCCAUUGAUAGGAGGUGUCUUUACGCAGUAUGUGACCUGGCGAUGGUGCUUCUACAUCAACUUGCCGCUCGGCGGCCUCGCUGGGAUCUUUCUAGCUUUCAUGCAUGUACCCGACCAAACACUCAAGCCGCAAGUCUCAUUCAAGCUGCUCCGCGAAGUCAUCCCGCAACUCGACCUUAUCGGCUUCGCCAUAUUUGCUCCAUCCGCCGUCAUGUUGUUACUAGCUUUGCAAUUUGGUUCAUCCCAGUACCCCUGGAACUCGUCGACCGUGAUUGGCCUCUUUGUUGGUGCGGGCGUAACUUUCCCCAUUUUCCUAUGGUGGGAACGCCGUCAAGGCGACCAGGCGAUGCUUCCCUUUUCAAUGAUAGGCAGACGAAUUGUUUGGGUUAGCGCCUUAUACGGUGCUGCUUUGAUGACAAGUAUAUUCGUCGGGGCUCAGUUCUUCCCGAUCUAUUUCCAGUCUGUUAAGGGCGUAGGGCCGACAAUGAGCGGUGUCGAUAUGCUGCCGAGUAUAUUGUCGAGUGUGGCAUUCAUCCUCGUUUCUGGGGCAUUGUUGGGGAGACUCGGAUAUUACCUCCCAUGGGGAGCAUUUGCUGGAGCAGCUACUGCGGUUGCUGCUGGCAUGAUAUCAAUGUGGGGACCUGACACUACGACGGCGUUCUGGAUUGGCACUCAAAUCUUGUACGGAGCUCGUGGCUGCGGCAUACAGAUCGGGUUGGUAGCUCUUCAGAACAACCUUCCACCCGCGCAGAGUGCAUUGGGUGUUGCAUUCCUUAUAUUCUGUCAAAACUUCGCUGCGGCGGUCUUUUCCGUGGUUGCGAAUACCAUCUUUCAACAGACGUUGCAGAAACAGAUCACGAUACUUGCACCCUCCGUCGACCCGGCCAUGGCCUUGGCUGCGGGUGGUAGUGCGGAAGCGGUGCGAGCCUUAGCCCCACCGGACAGCCCGGAGCUCCGUGGAGUGCUCUUGGCGUUUUCCAAGGCCUUUAAUUCGACUGCCUACUUGCUGAUUGCUUGCGCGUCUCUAAGCUUCGUGGCAUCUUGGGGUAUGGGAUGGGUUGACGUAAGGAAGAAGAAGCAAACCGAGAAAGGAGAGGCGUAAGAGAUGCCUUGGACUGGUCGAUUGGUGGUAUUGAUACUCUAUUCAUUAAUUUAUAGGCAUUAAAUUCGGCCUUAAAGAUUGAUUGAAGCGUUCGGAUAUAAAGGAUUCAUAUAGGGAUGGAAUAGAAGGAUAGCCCCUUUCAACUCGGGCAUAGUAAAACUGUAUAGAUACCUAUAUAUAAUAAUAGUCGUCAAAACCUCCUGACCUACAUAUCACUCUUUACUAGCUAGGGGAAGUUUCAAAGAGGAUAACGAUGUGCUAGGGCAUUAAAUAUAUAGGUACGAGGUGUAUAUGUGAUAAAACAAGAACUGAAUAUGAAAAAAGAUUGAAUCUUUGUAAGUAUAGCCUAUAAGCAACGAAUAAUUAACGGAUUCCGUCGUAUCCGAGGGGCUGCCGGUUUCUCGUAGACCGGAUAAACCGCGUAGCCAAGGAAGUACGGAGAGUUAAUUAGCAUCUUCUCAAUUUAUCAGUAAUCGACACUGAGAUAUAUGCGCUUGUAAUUAAUUAUAUACGGGUAGGCUUUGGCUGUAG
Messenger RNA from Daldinia decipiens, 2497 nucleotides. RefSeq names its product putative MFS multidrug transporter. Gene Ontology annotation, biological process: transmembrane transport. The record is from RefSeq and is a predicted model, not a curated record. The transcript is spliced from 5 exons. The coding region runs from base 197 to 1966 and encodes 589 amino acids. Lineage: Eukaryota; Fungi; Ascomycota; Sordariomycetes; Xylariales; Hypoxylaceae. Gene Ontology annotation, molecular function: transmembrane transporter activity.